Eimeria necatrix is the source of this 6606-nucleotide messenger RNA. RefSeq lists its product as hypothetical. Lineage: Eukaryota; Apicomplexa; Conoidasida; Eucoccidiorida; Eimeriidae. The transcript is spliced from 3 exons. The coding region runs from base 1 to 6606 and encodes 2201 amino acids. The record is from RefSeq and is a predicted model, not a curated record.
AUGGAGGCCAGCAGCAGCAGCUGCGGCAGCAGGGCCCCCGCCACGGACUGCAGCAGAGACCACUGGACCCCUGCAGCAGCCAGCGCCGUCGGCAGCACCUGCAGCAGCUCCCCCAGGGACCCCGGCACUGCAGCAGCAGCAGCAGCAGCAGCAGCGCCCCCGCUGCUGCUGCUGCUGCAGCACGACAGGAACAAGGGCACCAAAAACAGACCCACUGCCCACGAAGUCGGCCGCUCUUCCAGCUCUUCUGCUGCAGCAAAGCAGGGGGGGGCCCCCCCGGGGCCCUCUGCAGCAGCGGGCCCCGAGGGGGGCCCCGGGGGCCCCUCCGCGGGGGCCUCCGGGGAGGGGGGCCCCUCGGGGGGCCCCCCCACCAGCGGGCAAGAGUACCCCUUUCUGGGGGCCCCCAAACCCGCCAGGGAGGCCUCAAAAGAAGUGACGCACUGGCGCAGCACGAGGGAGCAGCAAAGGGCCCAGAGAAGCGGCCAGGGGCUGAGCCCGCAGCAGCAGGAAGGCAGGCCGAGAGCUGCUGCAGCAAGUGCUGCAGCAAACGGCAGCAGCACCAAGACCCCGUCGAAGCCACAGAGGCUCCAAAGGCCAAAAGUGGUUAAGUCCUUCAUGGGGGGCAGCGAGGGCUCGUCGGAGCCCUCCAUGUCGCAGCAUUCCCAGGCACUCCCCCCCAAAUGCUGCAGGGGCCCCCACCGCCUCUGGCUCUUCUGCCGAGUUGCGCUGCAGCAGCUCGCCCGGCCGCAGCAGCAGCAGCAGCAGCAGCAGCAGCAGCAGCUGAAACGGGCCAGCACUGGCUCCCCAAUGGGCCCUGAGGGGCCCCCCUCUCUGGGGGAGGCCUGGGGGCCCCCCGGCGAACCCUGGGGGCCCCCCGACGAGCUCUCGAAGCUGCUUGAGCAGUUUCUUGACCUUUGCGAGGCCCUGCCCUCCGCCCUAGAAGCAGCAGCAGACGCAGCCGUGUCCACAGCAGCAGCAGCCCCAGCAGCAGCAGCAGCAGCAGCAGCAGCCCCAGCAGCAGCCCCAGCAGCAGCAGCAGCAGCAGCAGCAGCAGCAGGAGCUCUGGGGCUGGAGCUGCACCUGCCGCCAAACCUCCGCAGCUGGCUGCGGGCAGCACUGGGGGCCCUUUGGCCGCUGCUGGGGGCCCCCCAGCUGCAUGCAGCGGCGCUGCAGCACUUUGCUGCUGCGCUGCAGCAGCACGCAGUCGAGCGGCUUUCCCGGGACUUCUGGGGUUUCUGCUGCCCCCGCCCGCGUUCCGCUGCUGCAGCAGCUGCAAGCAGCAGCAGCAGCAACAGCAGCAGCAGCAGCAGCAACAGCAGCAGCAGCAGCAGCAGCAGCAGCAGCAGCAGCAGCAGCGAGUGCUGGGUUGCUGCUGCUGAUGUGGAGGCCAGUUUGCUGCAGUGCGCCUUGAGGGUUUACCUGCAACUGGCUUUUGCCUUUGAGCUGCUGGCAGCCCUCACGGCCCACUGGGAGGAGCCGGAGAACAGGCUGCUGCAGCAGCAGCAGCAGCAGCAGCAGCAGCAGCAGCAGCAGCAGCAGUGGAGCCACGGCGCGUGCUGCUGCCCGUUUAGGGAGAUUUCUGCUGCUCUCGUUGUGGCUGUCCGAGAAGCUGUUGCAGCAGCAGAGCCUCCUCAAGCUGAGGGGCUGCUGCGGCUGCUGCUGCGGCGCCAGCUGAGGAAGUUUGCUGCUGCUGCUGCUGUUGCUGCUGCUGCUGCAGUGGCAGCACAGGAAGCCCCAGCAGCAAAAAGCUGCGGACGCGCAGACGUCGAGAACGUGGCAGUUAUGCUGCUGCAGCUGCUGCUGCAGCAGCUGCAGCACAGACACAGCAUCGCAGCAGCUCCAGAGACAGCAGCAGCAGUUGCUGCCUUUCUUGCUGCUGCUGCCGCUGAGGAAGAAAGCUCUUGCUGUGCAUGCCAGCAGCAGCAGCGGCAGCAGCAGCAGCAGCAGAAAGAAGCUGCUGGUGCUGCUUCCGCAAAGCUGGCCUUUCCACCGACAGGUACGGAGGGUCUGCUGGAGCUGCUUGCUGCUGCGACGCACGACCCAGCAAUAUCCGAGCAGCAGCAGCAACAGCAGCAACAGCAGCAGCAGCAGCAGCAGCAGCAUGAAAGGCAAUUCGUGAGACGGGCAAACACGCCCCCAAAGCUGCGCACUUUGCUGCCGCUGCGGCGCCGCCGCACAGCGCCAGCCACUGCAGCAGCAGCAGCAACCACAGCAGCAGCAGCAGCAGCAGCAGCAGGCGGUGAAGCAGCUACUGGGCUUCGCGAGGGUCAGCCCACGACAGGGGACGCUGCCUGGAACAGCAGCAGCAGCAACAGCAGCAGCAGCAACAGCAGCAGCAGCGCAGCAGCAGCAGCAGCAGCAACGGACGGGAGCAGCAGCCUCAUUGACCACUGGUCUUCGCCGCAUUUCCCUUCUUCUGCGCAGCAGCUGCUUCAGGUGUCGCUGCUGCUGCACCGGGCGCUGCAGAAGGCGCCGCAGCAGCAAACGGGAACGCCUCCAGCAGCAGCAGCAGCAGCAGCAGCAGCAGCAGCAAGCAGCAGCAGCUGCGUGCCUUGCAGCAGCUUUUGUGUCUCUUGCGGGGCCUCUUCAGACUGGCUGCUGCAAGAAGAAACAUUUCGCAGCAUUUGUGGGGCCCCACAGAGCAGCAGCGCCAGUAAGUGGCUGCCAAGGCAGCUGCCCUGCGGCUGCUCAGCAGCAGCAGCAGCAGCAGCAGCAGCUGCUGCUGCUGCUGCUGCAGCAGCAGGCACAGGGCCGAUGCUGCUGCACGUCGUUGACUGCGGGGAAGCCUCUGACGGCUCCGCAGCAUUCUGCCUUCCUGCUGCUGCACUGAAUGCCCUUUAUGGGGCUCCCUGUCUGCAGCAGCAGCUGCAGCAGCAGCAGCAGCAGCAGCAGCAGCAGCAGCAAGCCUUCGCUGCUGCAGCCUCUACUCCGAAAGCUUCUUCACCCCCGAGCAUCCUCCCAUGCUGCGGCGGCAGCCCCGCCAUCUGCAACGCCACCACCAGCAGCAGCAACAGCAGCAGCAGCAGCAGCAGCAGCAGCAGCAGCAGCAGCAGCAGCAGCAGCAGCAUUGGGGUCCCAGGCACGUUUGGCCUGCUGCCCAUUCUGGGGGACAUCUUUUCGCGAGUUGGGGCUGGGGGCCUCUGGAGUCGAGUGCUGCUGCAGUCAGCAGUUGCUGCUGUUGACUAUUUAGGCAGCGAGCAGCAGAGUCAGCAGCAGCAGCUGCUGCCCGCGCUGCUGCUGCUGCUGCGGUUGCUGCUGCUGCCCUUCAUCAAACUGGCUAGCGGGCUCGCAGAGCACAGACACCUCCGCUGCUGCCUGCGGGCUGCUGCUGCUGCUGCUGCUGCUGCUGCUUUCCCGCAGCCGCAGGCAGCAGCAGCAGCAGCGGCAAACGCAGCGAAGGCGUCGCCGCCCUCUCUUGCACUCGACGAAGGGCCCAGCAGCAGAGCAGCAGCAGCAGCAGCAGCAGCAGCAGCAGCAGCAGCAGAAGGCAGGCUCCCGCUGCUGCAGCUCUUCGAGGGUGGCUUAGUGGCUGUACUUGCUGCUGGGGGCCCCCGGGGGGCCCCCCAGGCAGUGUACAGCCGCAAGCAGCAGAAAGCGGCCUUAAGUCCUGCUGCUGCAGCAGAGGACCAGUGGUCCUGUGGAGCAGCAGCAGCAGCAGCAGCAGCGGCGGAGGAGCAUUCUGCUGCGGAGAAGCUGCUGGUCGCAGCAGCAGCAGCAGCAGUCACCAGCAGCAAAGCUGCGCAGCUGCUGCAGCUCGUCCGGGCCUUUCCCCAAUCUAUGGAGGCCCUAAGAGAUAUUUGCUUCGCAGAAAAGCUGCUGCAGUGUGCAGCGCUUCAGGAAGCAGCAGCAGCACGCGCAGCAGCAGCAGCAGCAGCAGCGCACGCAGCAGCAGAAGCAGCAGCAGCAACAGCGACAGCAGCAACAGCCUGCUCGCCGCCGCAGCGAACAGCAGCAAUGCUGGGGUGGCGGCAGCCAGCCGCAGCACCCGCACCCGCUGCAGCAGCAGCAGCAGCAGCAGCAGGAGCUGCAGCAGGUGCUGCUGCGAGCAGCAGGGCGGGGGCCCUGCUGCGGAGAUGCAUAGAAGAAGAGAGCAGCAAAGGACUGAGUGCUGCUGCUGCUUGUCAUCUCGCGCUGCAGUGUUUGCUGACACUUUGCUUCCUGGGCGAGAAGGAAGCUGGUUGUUUGCAGAUUCUGCAGCCGCUGCUGCUGCUGCUGCAGCAGCAGCAGCAGGAGGCUGGGAAGCACCUGUGUCUUUUGCUGCCAGCAGCACGACGCAGCUUGAAGCUGCUUCGCAACAGCAGCAGCAGCAGCAAGGCAGCGUGCGUUUGCUGCUGCUGCACCUUGGCGGCGCCUGGCCGCGGCUCGACGAUAGCAGCAGCAGCUGCUGCUGCUGCUGCUGCGUCAGCAAGCUGCGGCCCCGAUGCUGCAGCAGCAGAGGAUUUGCUGCUGCGCUUUGUAGUGGAAGCUGUAGGUGGCCGGCAGCAGCUUGCUGCUGCUUUCGAGCUGCAGCUAGCUCAGGAGCUGCUGAGUCCUUUGUGGUUUCCCAGGGCUUGUGCUGCAGAGGAGCAGCGCAGCAAAACUGCUGCUGCUGCUGCUGCUGCUGCUGCUGCUGCUGCUGCUGCUGCCGUGUGGGGCCCCGCAGGGGCCUAUGGGGGGGCCCCGUCAUCCCCUAGCCAAAUGCUUGUGAAGAGAAGAAUGCUGAUGGCUGCUGCGCCUGACAGCAGCAGCAGCAGCAGCAGCAGCAGCAGGAGCAACAGGGCGUGCUGCUGCUUCGGGAGGCAGCAGCACGCCGCAUGCGGCAGCUGCAGCUGCUGCGACGCGCUGCACGCAGCAGCAGCAAAGCUGCUGCCGCGCGAUGCAGGAGCUGCUGCCGCUGCUGCUGCUGCUGCUGCUGAAGCAGAUGCAGGCAGCCCCAGCAGCGACGGCUCCUCGUGCGACGAGGGGACCAGCAGCAGCAGCAGCAGCAGCAGCAGCAGCAGCAGCAGCACGAGCAUGCUGCAGAGCAUCAGCAGCAGCAGCAUCAAGAAGAGGCCCCGUCUUAGGGACCUCCGGGGCCCCUUCUCUUCUGCUGUUUUCCUUUUGGAAAAUCUCAAAGAAAGUAAACUUACGAAUUGCCUGGUAAUGCUGCAGGACGCAGCGCGCAGCUUUGCUGCUACGAAGCAGCUCCGCAAGGCCAGCAGCAGCAGCAGCAGCAGCAGCAGCAGCAGCAGCAGGGGGCAGCAAAACCCCUGGGAGGAGAGCCCCCCUGCUUCUCAGGCUUCAGUUUUGCUGCCGUCGCAGCGCGAAGGGCUCCGCAGCUCUGCUUCUCCUUUGCAUGCUGCUGCAGGAGCCCCUGCUGCUGCUGCUGCUGCUGCUGCUGCAGCCACCACCCCGCAGCAGCAGCAGCAGCAGCAGCAGCAGCAGCAGGUGGAGCUGUCAGUUGCUGUCGUGUCUCGGGGCUACUGGCCCGAGCAGCAGGUGCCAGUGGAGAAGGACUCGCAGCAGCAAAUUGGAAAGCUGCCAGCCCCCUUAGCAGCAGCAGUCAGCAGCAGCUGCGAAGCCUUUGCUGCAACAGCAGCACUUUGGCUGCUGGAGCCGCGCCACCCUUUGUCGAAAGUUAAGAUGAGGGGCCCCCAAGGGGGGCCCCCCGUUUGGGUCCCCAUAGCCCACGCAGCAGUCCUCUUGGUGCUGCAGCAGCAGCAGCAGCAGCAGCAGCAGCAGCCAGCCGCAGAAGAGAACAUGCACGUUGAGGAGGAGGAGCAGCAGCAGCAGCAGCAACAGCAGCAGCAGCAGCAGGGCGAAGUUGAGGGCAUGACUUGUAGGGAGAUUGCUGCGGAGUUGUGCUGCACCGAAAGCCUCGUGUGGCAGUCCAUAAAACAGCUGCUGCAGUUGCGGUGGGUGCAGCGCAGCAGCAGCAGCAGCAGCAGCAACAGCAGCAGCAGCAGCAGCAGCAGCAGCAGAGGCCCCAAAGAAGCCACGGAGUCUCGCUAUGUCCUCUUCAAGGGGGGCCCCUCCGCAACGGCCCGCGAGAGGCCGCGGGCUGAAGCGGCACAAGCUGUUGCUGCUGCUGCUGCUGCUGCUGAGGGCAGCAGCAGCAGCGCAGGGGAGGAGCCGGGGCCUCUUGGAGCUGCUGCUGCAGCAGAAGGCCCCUCGCAUUUUGCCCAGGGAGAAGACUUGUGUCUUUCUUCUUUAAAAGCAGAAGCAGAAGCAGCAGGGGGGCCCCCCAGCCUGCUGCUGGGGGGCCCCUGCAGCAGCAGGGGGGGGGCCCCCCCCCCGGCCGGGGACUGCAGCAAGCUGCAGCGGGGGGGAGAAGCAUCCCCCCAGGACGGCUCUCCGUCUGCUGCUGCUGCUGCUGCUGCUGCUGCUGCUGCUGUGUCUCCGGCGUGCGAAGCCUUCAUCCUGAACUUCCUGAGAGACAGGGCUGGUCGCGUUGCAUGCGCUGCCACUCGUGCUGCACCCACAGCCCUCAUUUUGCUGCGGCUGAAGCAGCAGCAGCAGCAGCAGCAGCAGCAGCAGCAAAACGACACUCUCCCCACAACUCUCCAGGGCCUCCUCAGGGCCCUCGAGGCCCUCGAGGCCAAGGGCAAAGUCCGCAAGACCUGCGGCAAUUGGGAAGUUGCUGAAUGA